Messenger RNA from Ipomoea nil (Japanese morning glory), 615 nucleotides. RefSeq lists its product as uncharacterized. NCBI's taxonomy places the organism in Eukaryota, Viridiplantae, Streptophyta, Magnoliopsida, Solanales, Convolvulaceae. The record is from RefSeq and is a predicted model, not a curated record. Gene Ontology annotation, molecular function: zinc ion binding. The transcript has a single exon. The coding region runs from base 1 to 615 and encodes 204 amino acids.
AUGUACAUUGUUCAUGAAAACGGGGAAAAAAUAUUUGAGGUAACGCACGAAGAAUCUACAAAAAGAACAGGAUGCAAUUGUAACAAAUUCAUCAGAGUAGGACUAUUAUGUAAGCAUGUGUUGGCCGUGUUCAAGAACGAAGGCGUGGAAGAAAUACCAGGAUGCUAUAUUGUUCCCCGAUGGACUAAGACUGCGUGUGCACAGCCAAUGUACAAUGUUGUGUGGAAAGCAUGCAGUACUACAGAGGGUGGGAAUGAAUUACGAACAAUUGCCAACCAACUUUGGAAUGAGUUCUACAACUGCAUGGGAUUGGCUAAUGGAUGCCCAAACGAAAUGGAUAUAAUGUUAUCAACAAUGCAAGAACUUAAAGGGAGGUUACAAAGCGCCAGACAACAAACCAAAGCAAGCACCACCCCUCAAUCAGUGAUCGAAUCAAUACUAAACGCCACUGCACCUGCCGAGAUCCGAAUCAAACCACCAAGCAUUGCAAAAAACAAAGGUAGUGUGAAAACAGUAAAAAGCAACAAAGAUAAAGCAACUGAAAAAGGGAAGAAAAAGGUGAGGACAUGCGCUACCUGUGACUGGCCGGGGCACAACAGCAGGAACUGUCCAUAA